Molecule: messenger RNA, 1550 nt
Organism: Trichogramma pretiosum
Lineage: Eukaryota; Metazoa; Arthropoda; Insecta; Hymenoptera; Trichogrammatidae
Gene: Rab23
Product: ras-related protein Rab-23
Exons: 6
Coding region: 385-1104 (239 amino acids)
Molecular function (GO): GTPase activity; GTP binding
Source: RefSeq, a predicted model, not a curated record
UCAAAAUAUUAUACGUAAUGUAUGAAUAAAAAAAUAUAUUGCGCGUUGCCGACGACACAAAGUUGUUGCCGUCGCAAGUGUUGUUAGUGUCCUGAUCCAUAAAUCAGUGUGCAUCGCGUGCAAAAGGUACGCCACCGAAGAUCGACACUCCAAAGCGCACAAAUCAGAUUAUUGUACUUUGUACGUGUAUACGCAGAAACGCCAAGACGCAGAAGGAGUCAGUAAAGACGGAAUACGUAUCGUGCGUGCGUAUACAUUAUAAUAAAGUAUAAUAUAUACAGAGCGAAGGCGAGGAGGUGAGCCGCGAGCCGAGCCAAGGAGGAGACGCGCGCGCCGGAAAUCGUAGGCCGGGGGUAUUAUGCUAAUCAGGAACUGGCGCUCAGAAUGCGGGAGGAAGAGCUCGAGAUAUCACUCAAGGUGGUGAUAGUCGGCAAUGGUGCGGUGGGCAAAUCCUCCAUGAUCCAGAGGUUCUGCAAGGGUACCUACACACGCGAUUACAAAAAGACCAUUGGCGUGGACUUUCUGGAAAGAGAAAUCGAGGUCGAAGGAGAAGACGUGAGAUUGAUGCUCUGGGACACGGCCGGCCAGGAGGAGUUCGACGCCAUCACCGCGGCUUACUAUCGGGGCGCCCACGCCUGCGUCCUGGCUUUCUCCGCCACGGAUCGGGACUCCUUCGAAGCCAUCCCGUCGUGGAAGAUCAAGGUGGAGAACGAGUGCGGCGAAAUACCGACCGUCUUGGUCCAGAACAAGAUGGACCUGAUCGAGCAGUGCGUGAUCGAUCCUGACGAAGCGGAACGACUGAGCCGAGCUCUGGGCUGCAAGCUGCUGCGCACCUCGGUCAAGGAGGACGUCGGCGUGAUGGGCGUGUUUCGCCACCUGGCCUCGCGCUGCCUCUACGAGAUGCGCCGCUACGAGGAGGAGGACGACUUCAGGAUCUACUCGUCCGGGCCGCGAUCCGGCUCCGUCAUAAGCGCCUUCAGUCCAAACGGCACGAUAGGCAAUCAUCGCAAUCCCAGCAACGGUACGAUCGUCUUGAGGGCCACCGGCAAGAUUCGCCACCACAAGAAGAAGAAUUUCAUGAAGAAUGCCUGUCGACUGUUGUGAGAGUCUUUAUCUCUCGCUGCUGCUGCACUUGCAUAUAGCCAUGGGCGCAAAGAUCAUUAAACACAAUACGGACAAUAAUAAUCAAGAUUUAUUAUUCUAAAAAAAAAAGACAAAUUCGAAUGGAAGAACGAUGGAAGUGUUAUUUUUGAAGAGAAUAAGAUAUUAUUGUAAAUAUGUAUAUAAGUACGUGCGUAGAUAAUUUUAUCGACUCGAAACGAAAAGGAGUUUGAAUCAAAGUCGAGAGAUUAAUUUAAUGGUUUUUUUCAACUUAUAAAUCCAAGAUGAAAUGUUUGUUAUAAUUUUCAAAGAUAAACCUUGUGUGCCGAUCGAGGUGCUAAACUUACUUUUUAAUAGUCUUAAUCUAACUAAAGUCAAACGCUUUGCAUAGCACUCGAUGCAACCCGUUGUUACUGAUAUUACAUAGUUUCUCAUAAAACGUAAACCAA